AAAAAGGGGGCUGUUGUAAGCAGAUUUAUUUUCCUGGCAGACAAACGGUUCACAAGAAAAAUAAAAACAUAAAAGGGUGAGGUAGAAAAGAAAGUGAGUGAGGGCUGUGGUCGGCUAACACAGGAGCAUCAUAAUCACAUGGUGUGGAUUUCCGCUUUGGCACAUUUACUUUAAGCUGCACAGCAGGGGCAGGGACACACACCACAUAUACAACACAUUCAGAGUUACUGGACUGUACUAGCUGGACCAGAGCUACACUAUGGUGCUGUGAAGAGAGAGAGAGCUCCACUCAACCAUGCAAUCCACCACGAACUUCAAUGGGCUCCUGCGACAGGGCAGCCAGGACAGUUACAUUAUGGAGGGCUCUCUGAGGAAGAAGGGUCGUCUAUGGUAUCGGCGCUCUCUGAAGGGACACCAUGACAAACCCAGUCAGAAUGGGGGGACUAGUCCCGGGACUCUGCCAAGAGGCUGGAAACAGGUAAGCGAGAAACCUUGGAGAGAAACAGGAAAGAGUUACGUUUUACUGUAUAUCAAUUGUCAUGUAAUCUAUAAGUAUUCUUAGAGGUCAUUGAUAGUAGAGAUGACAAAACUGUUUCAGCGUGGCAUCAGAGAGGUACACAUUAACAUGUACUGUACAACCACAACAAAACAGACAACUUGGUACACAUUAACAUGUACUGUACAACCACAACAAAACAGACAACUUGGUACACAUUAACAUGUACUGUACAACCACAACAAAACAGACAACUUGGUACACAUUAACAUGUACUGUACAACCACAACAAAACAGACAACUUGGUACACAUUAACAUGUACUGUACAACCACAACAAAACAGACAACUUGGUACACAUUAACAUGUACUGUACAACCACAACAAAACAGACAACUUGGUACACAUUAACAUGUACUGUACAACCACAACAAAACAGACAACUUGCAAAGACAAAAAGCCUUUUGACAAAUUGUAAUCUUUUGGUUUACGUUGGAGACAAACUAGUUCACUAGCAGGAAAAAUACCUGGAAACUUAGUGUGUUGUGUUGUAAUUUAUAUGUUUACGAUGAAAAUUACCAAGAAUGUAAAGAGACUGGUGUCCAUCUCGUAUAUUUUACAUGGAAUUAAAUAAAUAUUUGCUGAACUGUGACCAGGUUGAGAUUCCAAGAAUAGCUAUUUUCACUGUUGUAUUUAAAAAAUAUAUACUAUACAAAUAUAUUAAAUAUACAUUUUACUUUCCAGUCCAACAGAACCCGCUCAAACUCCUUGGUGGAUUACUCUGACCCUCAGAGGUAAAUACAGCCCUCUGUCAUUCGGAAUAACAUUUACACUGUUAACACUAUGAUACAUACACAAUUGUUCUUAAUGACCCAAGUUAUGACCAGUCUGUAACCACAUUUCUCCUGAACAUAUAGGACUACUGUUAUAAUGCAAAAGCAAGACAAUGAGACGUUUGGAUUUGAAAUUCAGGUACGACAUUUAAUCCGUUUUCAAAUUAAAUUCUGUUUAGAAUUUAUUUUAAAAAAUACAUUCUCAAAAACAUGCUUUAACUGCGCUGUCAGUCCUGCCCAGUGACAGUGUGACCUCCUGUUGUAGACAUAUGGUGUGCAGCUGAAGAACAGCACGGCGGUGGAGAUGUGCACAUUUGUGUACAAGGUGCAGGACGACAGCUCGGCUGAGAGUGCAGGCCUGACCGCCGGUGAGACACCCACUCACUUCCUCUCCCUAUGGCCCAGACUCAGCUUCAACGCUGUGCAGUAUGGUUUUCCCACAGAGAGAUUUCCUCGUUACACUCAUUACAAUACAUCUAACUUUCACAUAUAGAAAGGCCAACAAGUCAAGGUCUAACUUCUCACAUUCUCUGUCUCUCUCUAGCUCUCCCACAAACACGAUUUUAUCUCGGCACAUUUAUUGUGGUCGACGUUUUCGUACAAUACUUUUUAGAGAAAUUAUAAUUCUACAAUGCUGAUUUUGGGUCAGUCAAACUCCCAGCACCACAGAUGAGAAUAAGCUUGGUUGUGUGCGUGUUAACCCUUUGAACAUAUCUCCCACACUCUCUCAUUCUCUCUCAUUCUCUUUCUCUCUAUCUUCCUCUCGCUGUUGUUGUGCAUGUAGGUGACGUUAUCGUCACCAUCAAUGGGGUCAGCAUUGAGGGCACGAGCCACCAGCACAUCGUUGACCUGAUUCGAGAAUCCACCAACUUAUUACAGUGAGUAAAACCAGCGAUGACACCCAAAACCAAAGGGUUACUGUCUAACUCUGAAGAAUGUGAGAAAAACAUUGAACAUAGAAGCAUUUUUAUAAAACCUUGAUAUUGGUUUCAACCUUGGUAUAGUAUACUGAAUCGCUCCCUCUAGGAAACAUAAAGCUGUUCUAUUCUAUAGAAGUGUCAGUAUUAUCUGUAGGAUGUGUAUGUCUGCUUGUGCUCAUCUUGUCUCUGUGUAAUCUCAGGAUGGAGACGGUGUGUGGGACGGUGGUGAAGAGAAUUGAACUGGAGAAGAAGAUGAGCUUGCUCAAGGUGUGUCUCUCUUACAGGGCGGAUGUUUGGCUUCAAUAACACAUCAUAGUUGAAUAGACCUUACAGUGGGAAAUAUGGGUGGUAUGCACUGUGCAGUACCACAUAACCCCACCCAAACAAAGGAGUACACAUGACAAAACUAUAGACCGGUUCUAUAUAGCUAUUUAUAAACUGGGUGGUUCAAGUCCUAAAGACUGAUUGGCUGAAAGCCAUGGUAUAUCAGACCGUAUACCACGGGUAUGACAAAACAUUACUUUUUACUGUUCUAAUUACGUUGGUAACCAGUUUAUAAUAGCAAUAAGGCACCUCGGGGGUUUGUGGUAUAUGGCCAAUAUACUGUACCACACGGCUAAGGGCUGGAUCCAGGCACUACACAAUUCCAUGCACUAAUCCUACUGUAGAUGAAUUGGGUCACAGGGAAACACACCAUUAUAAAGGUUAAGUUAAGUACUGCAUAGCUGACCUCAAUCAUGUCUAAUGUAUAGCUGAGUCAAUCAUGUUUAAUUGUUAUAUCAUUCUGUUUUUUGUCCACACAGCAUACCCUGGGAGAGAAAUGGGGGGAGUUACAAGCGCUCACAUUACAGGAAAAACGCCUUACGCGAGGUGAGGCGUUUUGCCCAGCUGUGAAACCACAGAACUUCCUGUCUCAUUAGUUGAUGUGAAAAUGACAAGUAAACGCUGAGGUGCAUUAACGAGCUCCGUUUACAGUCAUUGUGACGCAUUAACUGAGAAGUAAUUGAUCUACAAAUGUCCUGUCAAUCAACCACAUCCUUUACAGUGCACAUUAAUACUGUGGUUGGAGAAGUCAACUAACUGCCCUUCCCUUGUCUCCAGGUAACCUGAAUGACAGUUCUCUACACCCCUCUAUGGACUCCCUGAUGUCUCUAUUGUCUCCGUCUGGACACAGUGACCACUACGGCCACCGUUUCUCCAGUGACAGUAGCUGCCGGAGUGGGAUGAUGGAUGACAGUGACCUGGCCAGUGUGUUUGGGGACCUGAGCUCUCCCAGCCCCUGCAAUGUGGCCAGUCCAGAUGAUAGCUGCUUCUUCUCCACAGACUUCCCCCAGGAAAUGCCCAGGGCCCCAGCCAGCCUCAGCCUCAACCGUACCCGCAGCGGUAGCGGUAGCUUGGCUGGCAGCAGUGGCUCCCUCUCCUCCCCCUCCCCUUCUUGGGACCCCUCCAGAGCCUCCUCCCUGUUCGGGACACUCCCCAGGAAGGCUAGGAGAGCCAGCUUCCGCAAACACAUCCUGAAGUUCAUCCCUGGAUUCAACCACUCAGUGGAGGAGGAGGACACCUGACCUGAGUUAUGAACGAACACUACAGUACAUCUGUGUCUGAUGUGAUGUUCGAUACAAACAUUUCCUGCUGAGACUGAGGCAUUGCUAAUAUGGCCACCGUACCCUUGGCUCAGGAUUAGCCAAUCAAUGAGCAUUAUUGGGAUGAGAAGCAUUAGGAGGAAAAGAGAAAUCUCCCUUUGACAAAGGCCUUCAGUUAUCUCUAGAUACUGUAUACAUGAUGGAGUGCUUUUGUUACUGCUGCACAAUAUUCUGCUGAUUUUUUCUUGACAAUAGUCAUAAUGAGACAACAGCAUUAAUCCUUAUAACAGUAACAAUUAUUUGUAAUAAAGAACACGGGAACUCAGUCCAUGUGUGUGCAGCCAGUGCAACAAAGAUUGUGCUUGCCAUUUCUAGAAUGUUAAUGUGACCAUUGUAUGUAGGUGAUAACUGAGAGACUGCAUGAAAAGGCAUGAUCUUCCUGAAUUCAACAUAUUGCUUGUAUAUAACUUGAGAAGUGUUAUGCUUUGCAUAUUUGAUGCAUGCAAUGAAAGAAGUUCUCAGCAACAGUCUGUCAGGUUUGUCUCAAAAGAACGAGUUCUAAACCAGGUAGCUAACUGCACAAUUCAAAACAGGAUGUGGGCAGAGAAGGAGCUACAUUCUUGACUAUUUUCAUACCCAUAACCAAGUUUCAGGUUAUCUACAACUUACUUUCAGUAUUGAUAGUUAUACUACAAAUAAGAACUGUGUUUCCUCUAACUCAUGGCAUUUUAACAGAGUGCCAUUGAACUCAAUUGUUUUGAAUUCAUGCUUGAUGUGUGCCAUUUGCUGCUUUUAUUAAGAAUCAAAGAUAUGUUUGAAAUUCCCUGAAGACAAGUGACUGUAAAAUUGUACACAAAUAAACAGUGUAUAGUUGGUUCCUAAACUGUCACUAUUUACAUACUGUCUUC
Messenger RNA from Coregonus sp. 'balchen', 4739 nucleotides. Lineage: Eukaryota; Metazoa; Chordata; Actinopteri; Salmoniformes; Salmonidae. The record is from the annotation of a GenBank genome assembly.